AUGAUCUCAAACCUUAAGACGCACAUAUAUCAACAAGAAUGUAUUAAAACAAAUGUGAGAUAACGCUUUAAUAAAUUUACUAUUAUGUAAAUAAACGUUAUUAGUUAUACUUUGAUAAUGUAAUUUAUGGUAAUCACAAUUCCACCUAUGAUGAGAAUUGGAAUAUUUUGGAGAUAUAAAUAACAAAUCCAAAGACAUAUAUAAUUUCAUUACUCUUUACCUUGA
Paramecium octaurelia is the source of this 225-nucleotide messenger RNA. Lineage: Eukaryota; Ciliophora; Oligohymenophorea; Peniculida; Parameciidae. The record is from the annotation of a GenBank genome assembly.